Molecule: messenger RNA, 3502 nt
Organism: Symsagittifera roscoffensis
Lineage: Eukaryota; Metazoa; Xenacoelomorpha; Acoela; Convolutidae
Product: valine--tRNA ligase-like
Exons: 20
Coding region: 50-3502 (1150 amino acids)
Biological process (GO): valyl-tRNA aminoacylation
Cellular component (GO): cytosol
Molecular function (GO): valine-tRNA ligase activity; ATP binding; aminoacyl-tRNA deacylase activity
Source: RefSeq, a predicted model, not a curated record
GUUUGUGUUCUCUCCGGUUGACGAGAGUGAGAGUUAGUUGGAAAUAAGAAUGUCUGAGACCAGUGAAAUGAAACCUGUAACAGCCAAUGGUGCCUUUGAAGCCCAAGGCGAUGGAACCACAAAUGGGAACAAGGAAGGAGGAGGAAGGGGAGGGGUGGUUGAGAAGACAGAGAAGCAGCUGAAGAAGGAGGCGGAGAAGCAGGCCAAGCUGGAGAAGUUCAAAGCGAAGCAGCAGAAGAAAACCACCGCCGCCCAACCGGCACAAGGCGACCAGGAGGCGCCGAAGAAGAAAAAGGAGAAAGAAAAGGAGGACAAGAAGACAGCAGUGACUGUGUAUGACAAGGACACUCCGGCGGGGGAGUUCAAGGACCUCUCUCAGUUCCCGGACUCCUACAGUCCCAAAUACGUGGAGGCAGCUUGGUACCCCUGGUGGGAGAAACAGGGCAUGUUCACGCCAGAGUACAAGGGAGGGAAGGAGGCGAUGUACAGUGAGGAGAACAGGGCGGGGGAGAACACGUUCAUGAUUGUGAUCCCCCCUCCCAAUGUCACUGGCUCACUCCACAUAGGACACGGACUCACCAUAUCAAUCGAGGACACACUGGUCAGAUGGCACCGGAUGUGUGGCCGAAGAACUCUGUGGGUGCCUGGAUGUGACCACGCUGGCAUCGCCACACAAGUAGUAGUAGAGAAGAAGCUGAAGCGAGAGCAGAACGUCAGCCGACACGACAUCGGCCGAGAAGCAUUCGUGGAAAAUGUGUGGAAGUGGAAGGAGGAGAAGGGACACAUCAUCUAUGACCAAAUAAGGGCCAUGGGCGCCUCCGUUGACUGGAACCGAACGGCGUUUACGAUGGACGAGAAGCUUUGUAAGGCUGUGGUUGAGGCGUUUGUGAGACUGCACGAGGACAAGUUGAUUUACAGAGACAACAGACUGGUCAAUUGGUCCUGCACGCUCAAGAGUGCGAUCAGUGAAAUUGAGGUUGAUAAGAAAGAGUUAGCUGGGCGGACACUACUACCGGUGCCUGGAUACAAGGACAAAGUGGAGUUCGGAGUACUCGCCUCCUUUGCAUACCCAGUAGUCUCUGAUUCCGAAUCAGACUCAGCUACGGACAGCGGCGAGUCAAUCAUUGUGUCGACCACUCGUAUCGAGACUAUGCUCGCUGAUUCGGCUGUCGCAGUACACCCCGAUGACGAGCGAUACAAGUCAAUGCACGGGAAGUUUGUGCGCCACCCGAUCCGAGGGGACAAAAUGCCGAUCAUAGUGGACGACUUCGUGGACAUGUCGUUCGGGACAGGUGCGGUGAAGAUCACGCCGGCGCACGACCACAACGACUUCACAGUUGGGAGGAAGCACAAACUGCCCUUCUUCCAGAUGAUGGACGAGGAGGGCAACAUCAGUCUUGUGGAUGAGAACGAACGACAGAUACAGUGCAAGUAUAAUGGUAUGAAGCGCUUUGUUGCUCGCAAAGUGAUCGCCAAAGACCUCGAGGCACUGGGAUUGUUCAAGGGAGUCUCAGACAAUCCGAUGGUGGUGCCAGUUUGUUCACGAUCCAAGGAUAUUGUGGAACCUCUUUUAAAACCACAGUGGUACGUGGAUUGUGACCAGAUGGCCAAAGAUGCGAUCAAAGCUGUGGAAGAUGGUGCUAUCAAACUGUAUCCUGCAGCCUCCACUAAGCAGUGGAACUCGUGGCUGGAGAGAAUCAGACCCUGGUGUAUUUCGAGACAGCUCUGGUGGGGCCAUCAAAUUCCCGCCUAUUAUGUUAGCUUUGUGGAUCCGGCCAAGAUGCCGCAGUCGUUGGAUAAACACGCCAAAGAUGACCCAGAGAGAUGGAUCAGUGCUCGGUCGAAAGAGCGAGCAGUCGAGAAGGCUUGUAAGAAAUUUGGAGUCGAAGCAUCCGAGAUCGAACUGAGACAAGAUGAGGACGUGCUGGACACGUGGUUUUCCUCCGGUCUCUUUCCCUUCUCAGUGUUGGGCUGGCCGGAUGAGAGUGAGGAGUUGAGGAGGUUCUACCCUGGCGCUCUGCUGGAGACUGGCAAUGACAUCAUGUUCUUCUGGGUGGCCAGGAUGGUGUUCAUGGGACAGAAACUCAUGGGAGAUGUACCCUUCAAAGAGGUGUUCUUCCACGCUCUUGUGAGGGACGCGCAUGGAAGGAAGAUCAGCAAGUCAUUUGGCAAUGUGGUGGAUCCUCUGGAUGUCAUCAGUGGCAUAAGUCUGGCUCAGCUGCAGCAACAGUUGAAACUGAACAGCAACCUGGACUCCAGUGAGCUGAAAAGAGCCGAAGAGGGACAGAGAAAAGACUUCCCGAAUGGGAUCCCCGAGUGUGGCACAGAUGCUCUGCGGUUCGCCCUGUGUGCCUACACUGCACAAGGCAGAGAUGUGAACCUGGACGUGUUGAGAGUGCAAGGCUACAGGUUCUUCUGCAACAAAAUAUGGAAUGCGACUAAGUUGGCCGUGGAGCUACUCAAGGACACGGAUGGGCUCAUGUUCAAACCACCUCCCACUUUUGAAUCCCUUGUCGAGUUGGCGUUGUGUGGUGGUGAUGGACUGACUGAGUGGAUCGUGAGCAGACUGUGCUUUGCAGUUGAGCAGUGCAAUCUGGGUCUGUCCACCUACAUGUUCCCCACAGCCACCACUGGAGCAUACCAGUUCUUCCUCUACGAACUCUGCGACAAGUACUUGGAACACGUUAAGCCUAUUUUAAGAUCAAGUUCAGACUCCAGCUCUGAAAGUGAGAGCAAAACAGCGACCAGUUGCAGAGCAGCUCUCUAUUUGUGUUUGGACACAUCAUUGAAACUUCUGGCUCCUUUCAUGCCUUUUAUCACAGAGGAGCUGUGGCAGCGGCUUCCUAAAAUGUCAUCACCAGGGGAGACGCCGCCUGCCAGCAUCCAUGUUUCAAAUUACCCACAAAAAGCACAGUUUGAGUGGUUGCGUAAAUUGGACUGUGAGGAGGCAGAGGAGAACGCUUUCAGCAUCAUCCGUCAGAUCAGAGGAACAAGAGCAAAUUACGAAGUGCAGAAACAACUCAAGCUCGACGUGUGUCUGAGUGAAGUGAGCGAAGAUAAGAAACAAUGCAUACUUGACUUCUCCAACUUCAUCACCACUCUCUCGUUUUUGUGUCUGAGUGAAGUGAGCGAAGAUAAGAAACAAUGCAUACUUGACUUCUCCAACUUCAUCACCACUCUCUCUGGCUGCAGACUGACCUUCGAACACAGUCUGGAAAAGGUGCCAAAAGGAUGUGCAGUUUGUGUGCUGCCAUUCUGCAAGGUCAACAUUCUGCUCUCAGAUAUAAUUGACAAAGAAAAAGAACUUGGGAAGUUGGCUACCAAACAGGAGUCCAAAACGACUUCUCUUCAGAAGCUGCAGGAACAGACUAAAAUGCCAGACUACGACACCAAAGUUCCAGAAUCGAUACAAGCCAAAAAUACAGAAAAGAUUCAAGAACUGGAAAAAGAGUUAAUGGAUUUGGAAAGUGCUAUUGAGGCCUUAAAAGCAAUGGAGAUUUAA